This is a messenger RNA of Empidonax traillii (willow flycatcher), 1085 nucleotides long. It is a transcript of the gene SYNGR3, whose product is annotated as synaptogyrin 3. The record is from RefSeq and is a predicted model, not a curated record. Bases 41 to 733 code for a protein of 230 amino acids. The transcript is spliced from 4 exons. Gene Ontology annotation, cellular component: synaptic vesicle membrane; neuromuscular junction. Lineage: Eukaryota; Metazoa; Chordata; Aves; Passeriformes; Tyrannidae.
GCGCGCGCGGGGCUCGGCUCGGAGCGGGCGGCGGGGGAAGAUGGAAGGAGCGUCCUUCGGAGCGGGCCGGGCGGGGGGGGCCAUCGACCCCGUGGAUUUCCUGAAGCAGCCGCAGACCCUGCUCCGGGUGACCACCUGGAUCUUCUCCAUCGUGGUGUUUGGCUCCAUCGUGAACGAGUGCUACGUGAACAAGGACAGCCAGAACCCCGAGCUGCUCUGCAUCUUCAACGAGAAUGAGAGCGCCUGCAGCUACGGCAUCGCCGUCGGCAUCAUCGCCUUCUUUGGCUGCAUCUUCUUCUUCGUGGUGGACCUGUACUUCCAGCAGAUCAGCAGCGUCAAGGACCGCAAGAGGGCCGUGCUGCUGGACCUCGGCUUCUCAGGUUUCCUGGCCUUCCUGUGGUUCGUGGCCUUCUGCUUCCUGGCCAACCAGUGGCAGCGGACGACGCUCACCAGGGGCUUUGCUCAGGGGGCCGACGCCGCUCGGGCAGCCAUCACCUUCUCCUUCUUCUCCAUCAUCGUCUGGGUGGUGCUGGCAGUGAGGGCCCUGCAGAGGUACCGCCUGGGCACGGACAUGUCGCUCUUUGCCACCGACCAGUUCCCCGCCGACCCGAGCGCGCCGUACCCCGGGUACCCCGUGGGCAGCGGCACCGAGAGCACGGAGACCUACCAGAGCCCCCCCUUCACCGAGACCUUAGAGGCCAACCCCAAAGGUUACCAAGUGCCAGCGUACUGAGGGCCCGGGGGCGUCCCCGGGGCCGCAUCCCGCGGUGCAGCACCGGAUCCGGCCGAUCCCAAAUGUAUUCAGUCCCAUUUUCCUUGCCGUGGCCACUCAGUGCUGGGUCCCUUUAUUAGCUCGUUGUGCAGUGAAUUCUGUACAGUGGUAUUGGUUCUUGUCUUACCUGUCCCAGGGUUUCUAAAAGCAGUGUUCCCUCUAAGCCAGAAGGAAGGAAGGUUGUUGCCACAUCACCUACACGUGGGGAAGGAAGAUGAAUAAAUGCCCUCUCUAAGCCUUGGUGCCGGGUGCUGGCUCUGCUGGGAAAGCCCAGGACACCUUUUCCUCUUAGAAAACAGUAGCUGAGGGGUUA